CUGCUUCGUGGGUGUGCUUGAGCGUAGGUGGGGAUGCUCGUCUUUUCCGUCGCGGAAGGUCCCGCCUUCUCACCAUGUUACACCGGAACCCGUUGAUCUCCAUGUGGAAGGUAGGUAGUCAUUUCUAUUGAUAAGCCCGGACAAUCGUGCCGUGGUCGAUUUUUUCUCCCCAAGGCUUCGAUGCCACUCUACCAGUGUAGCAGCCCAUUCGUGCUUAUGCUUCCAGGAGCCGGCCGCAACCCCAUCACUUACUGUAUCCCUGCUCCUACUCGCUUGCGUAUACCUAUGGAAGAUAAUGCGCCGCGAUUCCGCCAGCAGCACCUCUCCCUGGAGAUCUACUAGUGGCGUUGCCUGCACGCAGGCUCGUGGAAUACAGUUCGACCCGAGCGAGGUCUGAUAAGCAAAACGUCAUGGCUCCGCUCACCAAGGCCA
This is a messenger RNA of Aplosporella prunicola CBS 121167, 432 nucleotides long. RefSeq lists its product as uncharacterized. Lineage: Eukaryota; Fungi; Ascomycota; Dothideomycetes; Botryosphaeriales; Aplosporellaceae. The transcript has a single exon. The coding region runs from base 181 to 342 and encodes 53 amino acids. The record is from RefSeq and is a predicted model, not a curated record.